This is a messenger RNA of Orbicella faveolata, 1385 nucleotides long. RefSeq lists its product as uncharacterized. NCBI's taxonomy places the organism in Eukaryota, Metazoa, Cnidaria, Anthozoa, Scleractinia, Merulinidae. The record is from RefSeq and is a predicted model, not a curated record.
AGUAACUUGUGACGGUUUCAAAAUUCACUUAACUGUUUAGUUCUGGAUAGUGACUGUGGAAAAACUCGUUUGCCGUUUUCGAAGAUGUUUACGUCCGACACGCCUGAACAACAAGACAGCCAAGAAACAAUGAUAAGCAGCCAGCAAGGAAGAGAUUUGGUUGGACUCAUUCAUCCACCUGGAUGCUCCGAUCCCAACUGUCUUCUUCCAGAAUGCAUCAACAUUAAAUUACGGAAGAAUCACUUACAGACUUGCAGAAAAAAAACAGGGCGCUGCGACAUUUGCAGACUGCUGAGAAGCAACCUCACAGAUGCGUUGGUUGGCCCUCCAUCCGAUCAAUUUGUGAAGAAUUCGGGGAUGAAACCUAAACAUACCUUGACCAGAGCUUUUUCCCAAAAUGAAGACGUCAACAUUGUUAAAGUUGUAAAAGCUAGCGAUAGGCAGGAAAAGAGCUUGCAAGGGGCCCAGUCCAGUAAGCAAAUAACGACUUACCGUGCCGUGGGGGAAAAACCACCAACUCGAGAAUACAGCUCAUGCAGUGCCGUGCUACCCCAUGGCGAGACAGUGGUUAAUUUUCGUCCUGAAGAACAGAAACAUUUGGGCAUCUUGCAGCUAAGUAACAAGGUGGGUAAUGAUAGUAUAGCAAUGCAAGGAAGAAAUAAAGUCGUCCAGCCGCCUUUGGAAGUACUCUGUAACGCUUUACAAGCUCUCAACACGGUUGUUCAGUUAGUAACCGCAUCUGAGUUAGAGGUGCACUUAAUUCCGAUUUUAAGGCAGGCUCUAGCAGGCAUGGAGACAGCAGUAAUAAAGCGCUUGGAAGGAAGCAUUGGAUCAAGGUCCUUAAUGCUGAACAGCAGCCCGAUGGUGUUGGAUAACUUAGAACAGGACGCAACCAAACCUGACGACCAAUGGAAAACAUUACUGCAGGCAUCAGCCACACCAUCAUCAGCACCACCAUCAGCACCAUCAUCAGUACGACCAUCAGCACCACCACCACCACCGUUGUCAUCGUCAUCACCAUCAUCAUUAUCGCCGUCGUCGUCGACGUCAUCGCCACCGUGGUCGCCACCACCACUGCCGCCGCCUCUAUCAGCAACAUCAAUCAACCCAUUUUCAUUUUCUCAAGAACGCAGUUCUGAAUAUGUUCCCGGCGUGGUCAAUCAGUGGGCAGAACACAUCCCAUUACAGCCUCCUUAUAAAGGAAUUUUUAACACCAAUCCUGUUGUAGAAGUUUACGGAGGAGACCUAAGAAGUGAAUCCCAAUUAGAUCAGGAUUUCAUCUUGUUAGAUUUUGUUGAAGAAUUGCUUGGAUGAAGCCUGCAAUUAGGAACAAGGGGCUCAAAGAGAUCAGGACCACAAUCUUACCAAAACCAAAACAGAGUGAU